CGGCGGCGGCGAGAAGAUGGCGACUUCGAACAAUCCGCGGAAAUUCAGCGAGAAGAUCGCACUGCACAAUCAGAAGCAGGCAGAGGAGACGGCGGCCUUCGAGGAGGUCAUGAAGGACCUGAGCCUGACGCGGGCCGCGCGGCUCCAGCUCCAGAAGUCGCAGUACCUGCAGCUGGGCCCGAGCCGGGGCCAGUACUAUGGCGGCUCCCUGCCCAACGUGAACCAGAUUGGCAGUGGCACUGUGGACCUGCCCUUCCAGCCCAGCGGAUUUCUGGGGGAGGCCCUGGCAGCGGCUCCUGUCUCUCUGACACCCUUCCAGUCUUCGGGUCUGGACACUAGCCGGACUACCCGGCACCACGGGCUGGUGGACAGAGUGUACCGGGAGCGUGGCCGGCUCGGCUCCCCGCACCGCCGGCCCCUAUCUGUGGACAAACACGGACGGCAGGCUGACAGCUGCCCCUACGGCACUGUGUACCUCUCACCGCCCGCGGACACCAGCUGGAGAAGGACCAAUUCUGACUCCGCCCUGCACCAGAGCACAAUGACGCCCGCCCAGCCAGAGUCCUUUACGGGUGGGUCCCACGACGCACAUCAGAAAAGAGUCUUACUGUUAACAGUCCCAGGAAUGGAAGAGACCACAUCGGAAGCAGACAAAAACCUUUCCAAGCAAGCGUGGGACACCAAGAAGACGGGGUCCAGGCCCAAGUCCUGUGAGGUCCCCGGAAUCAACAUCUUCCCAUCCGUGGACCAGGAAAACACUACAGCCCUGAUCCCCGCCACUCACAACACGGGGGGCUCCCUGCCCGACCUGACCAACAUCCACUUCCCCUCCCCGCUGCCCACCCCACUGGACCCCGAGGAGCCCACCUUCCCUGCGCUGAGCAGCUCCGGCAGCACCGGCAACCUCGCGGCCACCCUCACGCACCUGGGCAUCGGCGGCACCGGCCAAGGGAUGAGCACGCCCGGCUCUUCUCCGCAGCACCGCCCAUCCGGCGUCAGCCCCCUGUCCCUGAGCACAGAGGCGAGGCGGCAGCAGACGUCACCCACCCUGUCCCCACUGUCACCCAUCACUCAGGCCGUGGCCAUGGACGCCCUGUCUCUGGAGCAGCAGCUGCCCUACGCCUUCUUCACCCAGGCGGGCUCCCCGCAGCCACCGCCACAGCCCCAGCCCCCGCCGCCACCACCGCCGCCGCCGCCUGCAUCCCAGCAGCCACCGCCACCCCCGCAGGCACCCGUCCAGCUCCCCCCAGGCGGCCCCCUGUUGCCGAGCGCUAGCCUGACGCGGGGGCCACAGCCACCCCCACUUGCGGUCACGGUACCGUCCUCUCUCCCCCAGUCCCCCUCAGAGAAUCCAGGCCAGCCGUCGAUGGGGAUCGAUAUCGCCUCGGCGCCGGCUCUGCAGCAGUACCGCACUAGCGCCGGCUCCCCGGCCAACCAGUCUCCCACCUCGCCUGUCUCCAAUCAAGGCUUCUCCCCCGGGAGCUCCCCACAAGCCUCUCCGAGUCCAAGGUCAUGGGGACAAGAUCAGGUACAUCUCAGAAGCCCAGCCCCACCCUGCACCCUGAGCACCGGAACUGACCUGCCCCCAGCCUUGGACGAGGUCUGCAGCCGCCGAUGUAAAAUUACCCAUCAUCUACUUCUCUCUUCUUGGCACUCUUCCACCCUGGGCAACGUGUUUGGGGAUGCGUACUAUGAGCAGCAGAUGGCGGCCAGGCAGGCCAAUGCUCUGUCCCACCAGCUGGAGCAGUUCAACAUGAUGGAGAACACCAUCAGCUCCAGCAGCCUGUACAGCCCCGGCUCGACGCUCAACUACUCGCAGGCGGCCAUGAUGGGCCUCACGGGCAGCCAUGGGAGCCUGGCGGAUGCGCAGCAGCUUGGCUACCCCAGCCACAGUGGCAUCCCCAACAUCAUCCUCACAGUGACGGGAGAGUCCCCCCCCAGCCUCUCUAAAGAACUGACCAGCUCUCUGGCUGGGGUUGGUGACGUCAGCUUCGACUCUGACAACCAGUUCCCCCUGGACGAACUCAAGAUCGACCCCCUGACCCUGGACGGACUACACAUGCUCAAUGACCCCGACAUGGUCCUGGCCGACCCGGCCACUGAGGACACCUUCCGGAUGGACCGUCUGUGAGCGGGCACGCCUGGCACCCGCCACUGCUCAGCGGUCCCGAUGGCGUCUCCCCAGCCUGGGGAUGGCCGCACUCUGUCCCUCACCAAUGGCCAAGCUUGUGAUUCUGAGCUUGCAAUGCCGCCAAGCGCCCCUGCCAGCCCGUCCCCUGGUUGUCCACCUCCCAUGAAGCCCAGCGUGAGGCCGAGCGCCGGGCGACCAUCUGCCCGCCUGAGGCCAGGCUGGGAUCAGAGGCUGUGAGCCCCCCGCCCCCGCAGACCCUCUCUGCACUGGCUCCUCACCCCCGUUGGGGUGACAGCCAUUCCCUGUGGGGUGCAGCAGGCGGCGGGCUCAGGGGAGGGGCGCGCAUGGUCCGCGGUGCGUUUUCCGACUGUUGUCCAGCUCUCACUGCCUUUCUUGGUCCCCGUACUCCCACCCACCCACCACCCCCAGCCCGUGGUUAGGCAGAGAGCAAGCCUGGCCCUGCCCAGGGGAGAAGGCUCCGGAGCGACGAGUGGACGCAAAGUGAAAUAAACACUAUUUUGACGGCUGUCUUCUAUAUUUCUGAGCACACACACAGCGCUGGCACCCACCCUGGCAGGUGUGCAGAGGACAGCAUGUGGGGCAGCUGCAACCCGACGCCCCCUUCUCACCGCUUUCUGUCACCCCAGCCCUGCCUCACCCCUAGGCAGGUCCCUUGGUGGCCACCCUUGCCGUGGAACACCCAGCCAGGACAGAAGAGCCUGGAGGGGUUGCACACAGUGGCAGGGAUUUAGAGGCAAACCUCGUUUUCCUCCUCUGCCCCUGCGCCAUGCUCACCGGGACUGUCACAAAUAUUUAAGGGGUGGCGGGAGGCGGCCGGGGAAAUCUUGUUGUGUUUUUUUUCUUUUGGUUUGUGUUUACAUUUUGGUUGUAGAUGAGUAGCUGAAUCCUUCAGGUAGAACACUUGCCUGAGAGCAUGUUUUUAUUCCAGAAAUCCUACGUUAUCUAUUUUUUAAGCUAACUGGAAAUGUUGGUGAUGCGCCCGCCUGCGGUCUGCUCCCGCCCAGCCUAAGCGGCCCCUGUGGCCUUUUGAGUUGCGCCCCAAGUUAUCGCAAAACCACAGGGCUGGGUGGUCCCUGGGGCCUUGGCAGAAGUUUGCGGUAGCCGGAGGUGCCUCCGCUUACACGUAACAGACCUCUGGGAAGGAGCCUCUGCUUCUAUUGAGGGUCUUUUGAAGACUAGCCCCACCUGCCCUUCCUGGAAGGUGCCCACCAGUUUUCAGAGUGGGCGUGUUGAAGACCCCAGGACCCGCGGCGGCCGAAGCGUGUCUGCCCCGAGGGUGUUUGGGCUGGCAGGGGGAGUGAGCGCCCCCGAGAUGAGGUUGUCUUCUUACUGGUCCACCCUGAGAAUCAGGGCAGAGCUGGCAUUUUGUCCCCUCCCCACCCGACCCUCCAGCUUCUGGCCCAUGCCCCCAUCAGUGGGUAGAGUCGGCCGCCAGUUGCUCCUUCUUGGCAGCUGGGAGCUGUGGCAGGUGGACUUGGAGGCAGACAGCAGUGUGUGUUCUAGUGGCAGGUUCCAGAAGCACCUCCAGGGCCGGGGUAACAGGGCAUCUGGGGGCCAUCCCAGACCCUCCCUCCGAACCAUAGGCCCUGCAAGGGGGCCACUGGGGCUGGCUUGGGUUUCUGUUGGCCACUUCGGCUUAGGAACGGCUUUUCUACUGCCCCCGAGUUGCAUCUUGUCAUUCUUGCUGGCUUCUCUGCCUGCCGGGCUGGCACCUUCUGCGUGGUGCAUUUCUUUGUGGUGUCACGGAUCUUGUCUGUCCUCUGGAGCCAGAUUCAGUCCUAGCGACUGUCCCUUCCUCGCUGUUAGCGCAUGUCGCGGCCAGACGGCCACUGUCCACUCCUGAGAAGUGCUCUCUGCUGCCUGCUGUUCUGGGCGGGGCAGGGGCGUGGUGUUGGUCUGGCCAGGACAAAGGCUUUUUCUUACCACAACAGGCUGGGGGCAGAGGGUGGGGACAAUUUUUUUUUUUAAAGAAAAACUACAUGUACAUAGGAGAGUUUGAUUACCAUUAGACUUGUAUGUAGAACUUUAAAAAAAAUGGCCUUAAUAAAAUUACAAGCAGCCUGCCUGGAUGCAACUCUCAAACAAGACGUUGGGGACCUACUAGGGAACACUGGCACAUUAGCAGCCCCUGCUGCUGUCCCCAGGGUCUCAGUGCAGAAAGGCAGGGGAGCGGGGACACUGACCUCUGAGCAUCCCUGGUCCGUGGCCCACUUCCGGCUUCCUCCAGCUAGGUGCAUGGUGACAUCGUAUUAACAGACAGCCUUGGUUUUUUACUGAGUUCCUUUUCCAAUGAGAACUUGACAGACUGUCCCAGGAAGGUGUGGGGCCGUGCUGGUCCCCGGGGCCCAGCCAGGGGCUAGAGGCCAGGUGUCCCCGGGUUCUGGAAGGGUUCACAGCCCUCCUGGGCCUGGGCAGGCCUCCCAAGGUCUGCAUCAGGGCAUUUUGUGUUUGUUGGGUUUAUUUUGUUUUGUUCUUUAAAUAUCACUUCUCUACUGAAUAUUCUUGAAUUGCCAAGAGUUUCUGAAACAAGACAGCUUAAGGGAAUCGGCCCUUUGCUUUGUGAUGUGAAAUACUGUGAUUUUGGAGGCACUGCGGCAUGGGACAUGCAUGCAGACCCAACGCCGGCGUCUUCGCUGCUGGGGACAGGCCUGGGCACUUGGUCCGCUCCAGGCUGGAGGCCAGGCCAUUCCCCAACCGCACCCCUCCCUCGUGCUCCCAGCUUCAGCCGCUCUGCUGUGUGGACCUUUCCCAGGACAGAAGCAAAGCACAGGUGCCCCUGACAGUGUGAUGCCCCCACCAGCCUUGGUUUACCCUCCGUCACUCCCUAGCGUGGUCAGUGUGUCCCCCUGAGGGGUCAGCCCCUCUCUAUGUCCUCCGAGGAAGAGGCUUCUGUGCUCCUCUUGGGGCCUGGCUGUCAUUGCUUGAGGGUUUUUGGCACCGGGGAGGGGGCUGCUGACGUUUAUGCGUUUCUUUAGGGGGCCGAGCUCCCAGGAGCACGCCUUGCCCGGUGUCACAGCGGGGUGGGCAAGGACGGCUGAUGGCCGUCAAACCCUCCUGUUAAGACUCGGGUGUCGGGCUCGGGAACUGUGGACAGAAGCGGGUAAGAGGCCCACAGGGGCUUGGGUGGGGCUCAGGUCCCCUCUGUCUGGUCCUGGGCCUGACAGCCCUGGGGACUCUGGCAGGCCUCGAGCUGGUGAGCUGGUUCGUAACCAAACAUCUUUCCAAACUCCGGCUCCGACCUGGUUCUGAGUUUUCUGUAUUUCCAAAGAUUGCAGCUCCCCUCCUCCCAACCCCGGUACUGGCUGGGGCGGGGGGGCAGGGAGGCCUGGCAGUGUUGGGGAUCCCCUGUCACUCUCCCGCCCUGAUAAAACAGCAGCUUCUAUCCCCCUCACUGGGUCCUGAUGGAGCCGUCAGUCAGAGGCUGAGGGGCCCUCAGCGUGAGGGUGGGACAUGGGGGCCACUGGGGCUCCCCUAGCCUCACUGUGUGGUCUGCAGGUGGUGCUCCAGGUGGAGGGCCUUGGGCACCAGAACCUCCCUGCAUGGCCUGGAGCUCUGGGGAGGGCUCGGCCUGUCUCCCACUCAGGGAGGCCUGCCUGGCGCAUGUAAGCAGCUGGGUCUCCUUUGCCCCUGUUCUCCUGGGACCAUAGGCCCCCACCUCCUGGGGGUCUCACAGCAUGUGACUUGAGGUCCUUGGGAUGUUUGCCUCAGCCAGAUGUCCUGUUUCCAUGGCCCCUGGCCUCCGGGGGUUCUGGCCAGGCAGGGGUCAGGCACCCCAUAGUGCACCCACACUAGUCACAGACACCAUUCUUCCUCUAGGAGCAGGUCGGGUGACCCACACCCCCAGCCUGGCUGCUGGGGUAUUGCCAAGGGCAUGGGGGCACAGGAACAAGCCCCCCGUGAUCCGAGCCUCAGUUUCCCUCCUGUCAUUUUCUCAGACCUGCAGGUCUCAGGGCCCCAGGCUCCUCCUGGGCAGGAUGGGGGCAGCGGUUAGGCCUUGGGUGGUGCUGGCUCCAGACAGCUUCAGAGGCUCCACUGCCCUCCAGAUUCCUGGCCAGCGCCCAGCAUCCGUCCCAGGAGCCAGGGACAUGUGGCACAUGUUGGGGUUGGGGGAUGGCCCCCUAUCUCACAGGGUUCUGGAAUUUGGGGGCCAUCUAUGCUGAGCCAAGCCCAGCCACCAACCACUUCUGACCUCUUGCCCAGCGGGGACAAGGGGACACAGCUGUGGCCUUGGCCACCAGGCCCUGGGAGGGAGGGCAUUGGCAGCCAAGGUCCAUGGGCUUCACCGAGCCCCCUAGUAGGAAGCUGCCCCUGAGGGGCUGGGUGGCCCCACUGAUAUAUGCAAACCCUCCAGCCCAAGCCCUGUCCCCACCUGUGCCCCUCUGUGCCCCGGCUGGCUCUGCACCCCCCCCAGCAUGUACACUCUGCCGCGGAUGUCCCGUGGGCCAUGUGCGUGGGUGGCCACAGCGGGCAGGGGCAGGCGGCUCAGGGCACACUUGGCGGUCUCUGCCCCAUCCUCCAGCGCGGAUGCUUUUGUCUUUGUAUCUUUGCAUCCUUUGUAAUGAAACGUAAUAAAAAUUCAGCGAUUUCA
Lemur catta (Ring-tailed lemur) is the source of this 6740-nucleotide messenger RNA. RefSeq names its product CREB regulated transcription coactivator 1 (gene CRTC1). NCBI's taxonomy places the organism in Eukaryota, Metazoa, Chordata, Mammalia, Primates, Lemuridae. Gene Ontology annotation, molecular function: cAMP response element binding protein binding. The record is from RefSeq and is a predicted model, not a curated record. The transcript has 16 exons. Gene Ontology annotation, cellular component: cytoplasm; nucleus. The coding region runs from base 17 to 2131 and encodes 704 amino acids. Gene Ontology annotation, biological process: protein homotetramerization; positive regulation of transcription by RNA polymerase II.